Ostreococcus lucimarinus CCE9901 is the source of this 822-nucleotide messenger RNA. RefSeq lists its product with no specific name. The annotation marks the transcript as partial. Gene Ontology annotation, molecular function: ATP binding; protein kinase activity. Gene Ontology annotation, biological process: regulation of cytokinesis; mitotic spindle organization; protein phosphorylation. The transcript has a single exon. NCBI's taxonomy places the organism in Eukaryota, Viridiplantae, Chlorophyta, Mamiellophyceae, Mamiellales, Bathycoccaceae. Gene Ontology annotation, cellular component: spindle microtubule; spindle pole centrosome; spindle midzone. The record is from RefSeq and is a predicted model, not a curated record.
AGAUUUCGCCUGGAGGAUUUUCAGCUCGUCAACGUCAUCGGUCGCGGGCGAUAUUCCGUGGUAUACAAGGCGUUUUAUCGCAGGAUGAACUUUGAAGUGGCGCUGAAGUGCUACAUCAAGGCAAAGUUGAAACUGCACGUGUACGAACAGAUUGCGCACGAAAUUGCGGUGCAUCAUAGCAUGGAACACUCGGCCAUCGUGGGAUUUUUUGGUUCGUUCAUCGACACUUCGACUGGGAACUAUUAUUUAAUACACGAGCUUCACAACCGGGGCGACGUUUUCAACGCUUUGGCGCGAGUUGGAGGAAAGUUUAGUGAAAGCCGAGCAGUGACGGGAGUUAUGAAAUGGGUCAUCAAAGCCGUCGCGCACAUGCACGCGAUGAACGUCAUACACCGAGAUAUCAAGCCUGAAAAUGUCGUACUCACCGAUGACGGCAGAGCGAAGCUGACGGAUUUCGGCUUUGCGUUACAUUUGGAGUGGUUCAAACCGCUCGGGCGUUUGGGAACGACGGAUUACAUGGCGCCGGAGGUUGUACGCUGCGAUAAAGAGUUUCGAGAACGAUACCUCCGAUUGAAUCGCGCUGGGUACGGCAAGGCUGUGGAUUUAUGGGCCAUCGGCGCUUUGGCGUUUGAGCUCGUCGUCGGGUUUCCGCCGUUUCAGUCGACGAGUCGACAGCAAGCGUACGAUAUGAUUCUCCAAGGUUCGUUCAAGAUCCCUGCAUUCGUCAGCGAACACGGCGCCGAUUUCAUCCGCAAAUGCCUCGUUCUCGACCCGAGCGCGAGAUUGAAGCCGGAAGAAAUGUUAGAGCAUCCUUGGAUUGUC